AUGUCUACAACAGCAUCAGCAUCAGCAUCACCAACAAAGACAGCAACAACAGCAACAACAACACCUCCACUACCUACACCAACCAAAAAGAAGGUAGACUACAAAACAUGGCACGGUGAUUACAAUAUAAAGGUGAUGUCGCAUCCGAUCAACGGUCGUUACAUUGUCGCUACUAACGAUAUGGAGGAGAGCACCGUCAUUCUGCAUGAUCUGCCCUAUGUGUGGGCGGUCGACACCACCGCUAAGAACUUUGUGUGCCAGCAGUGCUUCCUCGAGGUGCCACUCACCUCGCAGCAGAGCGAAGACGAACCCGAAUACUUUGUGAUGUGCGAGCGUUGCAACUACGUCGGCUACUGCUCCGACGAGUGUCGCCAGCUCGACGCACUCCAACACAACCUGGAAUGCGCCAUCUUUGAGCACUUUGAUACCAACGAGUACACCGACUCACUCAUCUCCGAAGUCAAGCUGCUCGUGCGUACACUCUCCCGCAAAUGGCUGGAACUAUCGCUCAACGAACAAGACUCUCCCUAUUCCAAAUACAAAGUGAAAACAGCCAUACCCCAAGAGAAUGGAUUGAGAUAUCGUGAUUAUGAACAAUUAGUUUCCAACAUAAAUUCAUUUUGUCCAACACUAAAAGAGAGUUUGUUACAUUGGAUUUGCAAUAAGGUUAUGAUAUUGGCAAAGCGAUACACCGGUAGAAAAGAAGAUGAAAUCGAUCUGCUCAAUGUUAUCUUGAGAAAUCGGUGCAAUGCAUUCUACAUUCAGGGACGUCCAAAGGCUGGUGGCAAUGGAGAGUCGCGCGGCUGCGGUGUCUACUGUCUUGAAGAUGAGGCAUUAGAUACCAAUACUACCAAUACUGAAGACACACCAGUAUCACUUGUAAAAUCGACUGAGGAAAAUCAAUCACAAACAACACAAUCACAAAUAUCACAAUCAUCGCAAUCACAAUCACAGUCACAGACAUCAUCGUCAGAAUCACAAAUCAACGCAACACCCGAUACUGUGAUAACUGAUUGA
Molecule: messenger RNA, 1017 nt
Organism: Heterostelium album PN500
Lineage: Eukaryota; Evosea; Eumycetozoa; Acytosteliales; Acytosteliaceae
Product: zinc finger MYND domain-containing protein
Exons: 3
Coding region: 1-1017 (338 amino acids)
Cellular component (GO): nucleus
Source: RefSeq, a predicted model, not a curated record